Xenopus tropicalis (tropical clawed frog) is the source of this 2051-nucleotide messenger RNA. Its product is annotated as gastrula zinc finger protein XlCGF26.1-like. The transcript is spliced from 3 exons. The record is from RefSeq and is a predicted model, not a curated record. Bases 19 to 1656 code for a protein of 545 amino acids. Lineage: Eukaryota; Metazoa; Chordata; Amphibia; Anura; Pipidae. Gene Ontology annotation, cellular component: nucleus. Gene Ontology annotation, biological process: positive regulation of transcription by RNA polymerase II.
CCCACAAUAAAGAGGGAAAUGGAUCCCGUUCCUGGGGCCGGUUCCCCAGAGCCACAACCACAAAUGUUACAGAUAAAGAAAGAAGAACCGGACCCUGAGGACCAUCAGACCCCAAUGGAAAGCUCAGCAGCGCCACUUACUGAUGGGGAUGUUGACUUGACUCAUGGGGAUGAACGGGAUCUUGUUAACUCCAAAUCAUUGUUACCCCAAUGUAAUUCUCUAGCACGUGAAUCUGGUGAUGCUUCUCCGAAUACCCCCAAGGUGCCGCUCCAAGGGCCAACCCAGCACAGACUGAGCUUGAACCAUAAAGCUGCUGGCCCAGAAACAUCGGGGGUUAUUUGCUGUAACUAUGGGAAAUGCUUUGGGUCGGAUAGUGGGAACCAAUGCGCUGCUGUGUAUCAGAGGGAACAUGCCCCGCCCAUUUGCACCCAGCGGGGGUUUAACCACGAUGCACUGCUCGGCCUCCAGAUUCCUCGGCUGUUGCACACCGGGGAGAAACCAUUCUCCUGCACAGAGUGUGGGAAAAGCUUUUGUCACAAGAGCUCCCUUAUAGCCCAUGAGAGGGCUCACAAAGGGGAGAAACCAUUCACGUGUGCAGAAUGUGGGAGGAGUUUCACUAUAAAGAACCGACUCACCAAACACCAGAAAAUGCACUCGGGGGAGAAACCCUUUGUGUGUUCAGAAUGUGCGAAAACAUUUUCCAUAAAGGAGGAGCUUCAGAAACACAUGUGGAUGCACUCGGGGGAGAAACCAUUUGCCUGUACUGAGUGUGGGAAAUGUUUCCCUUUAAAAAACAGACUAACUGCACACCAGAGAACUCACACAGCGGAAAAACCAUUCACCUGCACAGAAUGCGGCAUCAGUUUCUCCUUAAAGAGCCGGCUCAACAUUCACCAGAGAAUUCACACAGGGGAGAAACCAUUCACCUGCACGGAAUGUGGGAAAAGCUUCUCUAUGAAGAACAAACUUCAGAAACACGUGAGGAUUCACACGGGGGAGAAACCAUUCACCUGUACGGAAUGUGGGAGGAGUUUCUCCUUAAAGAGCCGGCUCAUUGCUCAUCAGAGGAUUCACACGGGGGAGAAACCCUUCACAUGCAAAGAGUGUGGGAAAAGCUUCUCUCUAAAGAAAGGUCUUCAGAAACACCUGCCAAUGCACACGGGGGAGAAACCCUACGCGUGCACGGAAUGUGGGAGGAGCUUCUCUCUGAACUGUAGCCUUCGCAGGCACCAGAUGGUCCACACCGGGGAGAAACCCUUUCACUGCAAAGAGUGCGGGAAGAGCUUCUCCAUAAAGAACGACCUUCAGAAGCACGUGAGGAUCCACACGGGGGAGAAACCAUUCACUUGCACACAGUGCGGCAAAUGCUUCUCUCAAAAGAGCAACCUCCAAAGUCACAGUAAGACCCACACAGGGGAGAAACCAUUCACCUGCCCCCAAUGUGCCAAGUGCUUCUCCCAUAAGUGCAGCCUGCGCAAACACCAGAAGAGCCACAGCAACCCCAAGCCUCCCAUAGAGAAGCCGUUCCAGUGCGGCCAGUGUGGGAGGGGCUUCUCUUACAAGUUCACCCUCCGGAAACACCAGAAAAUCCAUGUAACGCCGCAGUCGGCUAGAGACUCCCAGGAACCCCCCAUGCACUUUGUAUCCUGUUCUUAGGAACCCCUAAUCCCUCAGUAGGGGCCAGAGAUCCAUAGGCACCGAAUGUUGUACUGUAAGAGCCAACAAGGAGAAUCCAUCAUUUCCCUAUAGCAACCCCUAGCAACCAAUCAGCUGGUAGCAUUACUCUAUUGUGUUUGGAGUUUUGAAAGCAAGUGCCUGAUACGUUAUUAUGGGUUGGACUAGUGGGUUGGUACAAUGUUACUGAAUGUGGCUGCUGUUCUAAUUCCUUCUGUCUCUCCCAUUCACUUCUCUGUCCCAACAUACCUACUGGGUUUCUAUGGGUACUGGUACUGACUGGCCUAGGGUUUGUACUAUAUGAGUAUAUAGUGUAUAGUGUACCCACAACUGUAACCGUAUGUGUUAUUUAUAUGAUAAACUGAGAAAUCUGCCAA